GAGGGAGUGAGUAGUUGUUUCAGAAUCGGGUCGCAGCCGCCGCAAUCGCAUUCCGCACGACUGCUGCUUCGCAGGUCCGCCGGGAUCGCACUCGGCACUAGCUGUGACAGCCAGCUCUGGAUUCCGAAUCCGGCUUCGCAGGCCCAGCGGAUAGCACCGCAGCGGUACCCCUUCAGGCCUCAGGUAUGUCUUCCAACCUCCGCUUGUGCUGUGCGUUUUCCGAAUUUCAAUCGCUUUUUUGUGUUUUGGUAAUUAAACUUCGAGGUUGAUUAUAGUUUCUUCGGCACUUUGAACCGACCCUUUCCCACACCCGAUUUGAUUUAUGCAUUUGAUUUUGAAGAGAUACAUGGAAGUUGAGUUCAAUUAACCUCCAUCAUGAGAAUUCUUUCCCGGAAGGAAGCCGCGAGUAAGGAAUAUGAUAACUUGUUCAAACUGUUGCUGAUGGGCAACUUUUACCUUGGAAAGUCUUGUGUUUUCAGAUUUUCCAAUAGUUCAUAUAUUGAAAGUUAUAUUAGCACAAACGGAGUUAAUUUUGAAAUUAGGAUUGUGGAGCCUGAUGGGAAGAUGAUAAACCUCCAAAUUUGGAAUACUCAAGAACGUUUUUUGGACCACUAAAGACGGCUAGUCGGCUACUGUAGUGGAGCACAUGGGAUUAUUAUUGUAUAUGACGUAACUGAAACAGAGAGCUUCAACAAUGUAAGCUCUUAGUAGGUAAUAACUAAUAAAUGUGAUAUCGUGGAGAACAGUCUUGUGGACACAGAGACAGCAAAGGCAUUUGUGGAAGAGCUUUCCGUACCUUCCUCGAGUCUGGUGCAAAAGGUUCCAUCAUUGUAGACCAGGCUUUCUUAACAAUGGCUAGGGAGAUUAAGAAAAAAAUGGGUAGCCAACAUGCUUGAACUUGGAACUGCUGUGCUUAACAUUUAACAUUAAACACAGAACACUAGCUCUGUUUUGUGGACAAGUAGUUUCAAAAUGCUAUCUUCAUUCAUAUAACUGUAUAAGUGAGAUUCAUUCUUCCCAUUUCAUCCCAAUUACUAUGUUUUAUAAAUGUGUUGGUUGCUUUUUACCAAACUCGAUCUUAGUGUUGUUUUUUUUAACAUCUUCUUAUGAUGUGUUUUAUAUUCGUGUUCAGUGGCUAUUGGACUCAUACUGUUUUUAACUUCAAAGUUUGAAGUUUAAACUUUGAACUACCAUUGUUGUUGAAAAUUUGUGCACACAUUACAAGUAUUUUUGAAAAUGUCAACAUAUUAAACAUAAAUGUAUCCGUUUACAUAUUCCAACUGUAUGGAAUGUAAAAUCAGCUGUAUUAUAAAAACCCAAUCUGCACGUACGAAUUAACCUUUUAUAGUCGUAUCAGAAUAAGCUAACAUAGGUUCCGGUUAUCCUCCUGUGCAAGUCUCCCAAAGCUUCCUCACAAGAAUCAACUGUACAAAAGCUCUGUGCUUUCUAUCUGAUUCAGAUGGUCCUUUCAAGAGGGCUCCGAUUUGCCCAUCGCCUUGCUCACCGUUCUGUGGCUGGAAAGCUCUCACCUAUUCCUGCUUGUAGGAUUUCUAGCACGGAAAAUGGCUGCACAUACAAUGUACUGCUUAAUUCUAGAUCUCGAUAUGAAAAAAGGUCAGCAAUAGAAUGUUACAGUGUACUCAGUAUAAGUGGGAAUGCAACUAGAUUUCAGAGGAAGGAACCUUGUCAUGGGGUACGGCCAUGGAAGUUUUUUAUGCAUUGUAAUCUGUGAAUUACUAUACUAGGGGCACCACAAUUGUGGCCCAGGUUUUUUUUCUCACCAAGGGUGAAGUUCUUUCAUCUGCAUAUCAUAUUUAUCCUAAUAUUUUGAUUUUUUGCACCUUGGUUCGAAAUAAUUUACUACUUGAGAACAUUGGUUCAAAAUAAUUUACUACUUGAUUCAAUGAUCUUACAAUGAUAUAGUGUUUUAUCAUGGUUUGGUGCUCUUGGUUUAAUCCUAAUUAAAGUGUAUUUCUAUCCUCUGGCUUUUCUUUUCUUUGGAAGUGCCAAAUAGGGGCAGGUAACCAUUUCAUUCAUUCACGAGUUCAUUACUUAUUGGAGCAAUAUGCAUAAAAUCUGCUAAUAUUUCAACAAUAACAAUUUGGUGGAGUACUGUUAUUAUAUUUGGAUAAUGAUUUGAUUAAUUUCAUCUUUCAUUUGAGAUACAGGAACAAUUUUGUACAUCAGCCAGCAAUAAGGACACAGGUGAAGCAUUUCAGGAAGUGCAGAAAAUUUCUGUAACAUUUGUAGACAAGGAUGGAGAAGAACAACAGAUAAAGGUACCCAUCGGGAUGUCUAUCUUAGAAGCUGCACAUGAAAAUGAUAUUGAACUUGAAGGAGCAUGUGAAGGAUCGCUUGCCUGUUCAACUUGUCAUGUGAUUGUUAUGGAUAUGGAGUACUACAACAAAUUAGAAGAUCCAGCAGACGAGGAAUAUGACAUGUUGGAUCUUGCUUUUGGCCUCACAGAGACUUCACGCCUCGGGUGCCAAAUAAUCGCAAAGCCCGAACUUGAUGGAAUUCGGUUAGCCAUACCCGCAGCCACCAGAAAUUUUGCCGUUGAUGGAUUCAAGCCAAAACCACACUAAUUCAUACACGAGCGUUAUUUAUGUGUAAGCCCCCCUUUUUCUUUCUAGGUGUUCAAAUCUAUGUGUGACUUCAGAAAUACACUUCCAAUCACGCACACAUACAUGCAUGGCAAAGUGAGCGAUUUUGCCAUUUUCCCUUUGCUUUAGUACUUUUUAA
This is a messenger RNA of Cuscuta campestris, 2742 nucleotides long. NCBI's taxonomy places the organism in Eukaryota, Viridiplantae, Streptophyta, Magnoliopsida, Solanales, Convolvulaceae. The record is from the annotation of a GenBank genome assembly.